Molecule: messenger RNA, 588 nt
Organism: Microdochium trichocladiopsis
Lineage: Eukaryota; Fungi; Ascomycota; Sordariomycetes; Xylariales; Microdochiaceae
Exons: 7
Coding region: 1-588 (195 amino acids)
Source: RefSeq, a predicted model, not a curated record
AUGAAUCGUUCCGGCGGCGUCAAUCUAGAGGAAUCGACCUCGAUUCCGUCUCAUCCUCGAGUGAGACCGCGGCCAACCUUUAAAAAGAAGGCAGCCUCGUCCGACACAUGGCGAGAAUGCUCGGCCAAGGAAAAGCAGUUCAAUCGACCAGCAACGCGGAUAAUCUACACGGGCCUGGUCAUUGAAGUACGAGCAUGCUCCCACGGCAAGCGCAGCAAUGGACAGUGUGACAGGGGCUUGCCCGGCCGUUCCAGAAACUCAGAACGACCCCUGCACGAUCAAUCCACCCGACAAGUUGGCUCCGCUUGUGGACGCACCCGGCGAUAUCCAGAGAACUACCUCCAUAUUGAAGCAUGGUUGGACACAAGCCUGGAAUGCAGCGAGCCCUUGAAUGAACAACCCGAGUGGACGGAUGCUGGCCACGCUGUGGCCUUUCUUUCCCGAAGAAGCUGCCAGACCCGUCUCUCCACGGGCGCGCAAGCCGACGAUGCAUGCCCGGCUGCCAAGGAGCAUCAGCCCAAAGGUGGGGUCGAGGCUCGGGGAGCCCCUAGCCACUCGGGUGACCGAGAUGAGGACACGAGAGGCUAA